AUGUCGCCAACCCAACUGCCACGUAUCCAGCAUCAAUAUGCACGCCGUAAACCCACUGUCCGCCGCGCGCUGCAGCAACGACCGCGUAAGCUCGUCGUCGUGCGGCAUGUAGAGUUGGAAGAAUCGCACGCCGUCUCCUUCCCCUCGUGCGCCCGCGUCAUUGGCCUGCCCGACGGCUUCAAUAGGCUGGCUGCCCGCCGUGCUGAGACAAUAUGGCAGUCCCAGUUCGCCGGCGACUCGGGCGACGGGCAGUUCGCCGUCCGGGUGGUAGAUUUUAUUAAUCCCAAUGGGCGCGAAGCCGAUGGGCGCAGGUACCUUGUGCCCGAAUAUGUGCGUCGCCGUGUCGCGUUGGUUCGUGUCGACGAGCAUGCGGGGCACGAUGCGGUGACGGUAGAAGGCCUGGCGAUUCGCUGCAUGCGUAUGAGAGGAGCCCGCAUUUGA
Parastagonospora nodorum SN15 is the source of this 441-nucleotide messenger RNA. RefSeq lists its product as hypothetical. The record is from RefSeq and is a predicted model, not a curated record. Bases 1 to 441 code for a protein of 146 amino acids. The transcript has a single exon. Lineage: Eukaryota; Fungi; Ascomycota; Dothideomycetes; Pleosporales; Phaeosphaeriaceae.